AUGCCUUUUGACACUGGCCUCGUCAGCGAGGACUCAGUCAACAGUGAGGACUCAGGCAACAAUGAGGACUCAGUCAACAGUGAGGACUCAGUCAACAGUGAGGACUCAGGCAACAGUGAGGACUCAGUCAACAGUGAGGACUCAGGCAACAGUGAGGACUUAGUCAACAGUGAGGACUCAGUCAACAGUGAGGACUCAGGCAACAGUGAGGACUUAGUCAACAGUGAGGACUCAGUCAACAGUGAGGACUCAGGCAACAGUGAGGACUCAGGCAACAGUGAGGACUCAGGCAACAGUGAGGACUCAGGCAACAGUGAGGACUCAACAGCAGUCAACAGUGAGGACUCAGGCAACAGUGAGGAAUCAGUCAACAGUGAAGAAUCAGUCAACAGUGAGGACUCAGUCAACAGUGAGGACUCAGGCAACAGUGAGGACUCAGUCAACAGUGAGGACUCAGGCAACAGUGAGGACUCAGUCAACAGUGAGGAAUCAGUCAACAGUAAGGAAUCAGUCAACAGUGAGGACUCAGUCAACAGUGAGGACUCGGUCAACAGUGAGGACUCAGGCAACAGUGAGGACUCGUGCAGCAGCGUCCAAGAAGCACAACUUUUACACCUUACUGGUUAUUGA
Messenger RNA from Homarus americanus (American lobster), 630 nucleotides. RefSeq lists its product as uncharacterized. The coding region runs from base 1 to 630 and encodes 209 amino acids. Lineage: Eukaryota; Metazoa; Arthropoda; Malacostraca; Decapoda; Nephropidae. The record is from RefSeq and is a predicted model, not a curated record. The transcript is spliced from 3 exons.